CGAACUCUCGUCGGCGAUCCUAUAAAAUCCGCCCCGAGGAAAAUAAAUCGAUCAGCCGUGGAUCGUCCAAGCGAGACUGGUCGUACGACGGUCACGAAGACUCGGAAGUCGCGUCGUAAGAAACCCAGAAAUUCCGAGUCCAAGGCAAAGACCAUGGCGAACCAAUCCACCGAGCCUAGAAGAGAAGCACAGAAGACCGCAGCAGUAUCGGUGGCUAAUCAGUUGAACACUGCAUCGUUGCAAACUGCUCCAAGCGCUCCGAUGAGACCCAGGUCUCUUUACACUGCUCACACCUAUCACGCGCAAACCGACGAAUCCAAUUUUCAGCGGUACACAGAGUUCUCCAAGUACUUUGACUCGCCACCUGCAGACCAGUGGGGAACGGCUGCUGCAGCUGCAUUCUCCACAUCUGCAGCAAUAUGGCGCCAAUCUCGGAAUCCGAAACCUCUGGCAGCUCCAUAUUAUGCCACUGAAGAGGCCUGUGUUUACACUGAAAACUGGAGGGAGCACGAACCUGACGCAGGAGUUGGUGGAGCACUGGCUACUCCUCAUGGAACGAUUUCUCUUAGACUGCACAAUAGAAUCCGCGUUGACAUGACCAUCGACCGAGCUGUCAGAGUUAUCAAUUUUAAGAACAACAUCGUAUUAUCGUUGAGUGGAUCCGGGGCAGCUGCAGCACUUUUGCAUCCCAAUGGACGGAUCUACCAAUAUGGUUCGCGAGUUGAAAUCCUGGCCCAUGAUGCCCACGGGAACAAUAAGUAUGCCAAGAUGUGGUAUAAGGGUGUCAGCUUCACCUCGGAACAAUGUGCGCUGGUCUACCUGGUCGAUGCUGCAGGCACUAGGACCACUACGGAUUCCUUCUCCGACAUGAGUCAGGACUUUUCCUUGAGUGUCUUCUACUCGGAGUCGAGGCAUGGUGCUGCAUGCUUGCAAGAAGCCGCUGCUGCCUUAGGUGCUGCACAGUACUGGGUGACUGAUGAAGGAGUCGAGAACUGGAUUAUUAACAAUGUGCGGGUUUCCCAAACGCCGGACGGUCUGGUCAGGAUUGCGCGUAACAGCAACAAGUAUCAGUUACGUACCUCUCCGAGCAAUGGAACAGCAUCCUUAACGACACCGUUCCUUCACUGUACGGCUUCGCUGGGUCAGACUUCCCAUCUGUUCGUUCGUCGUGGCGAAAGGCGGAUGCAUUAUGACGGGACCAGUUUCAUUGUGCGCAACGCUGGUCACAGUGCAGGCUUCGACGAUGACAACCAGCUCAAAGUUUACUAACCUGAAUGGAAAUUUCAAUAGUUAUC
Orussus abietinus is the source of this 1295-nucleotide messenger RNA. RefSeq lists its product as uncharacterized. The annotation marks the transcript as partial. The record is from RefSeq and is a predicted model, not a curated record. NCBI's taxonomy places the organism in Eukaryota, Metazoa, Arthropoda, Insecta, Hymenoptera, Orussidae. The transcript has 7 exons.